Messenger RNA from Acanthopagrus latus (yellowfin seabream), 2363 nucleotides. RefSeq names its product E3 ubiquitin-protein ligase TRIM21-like. The transcript is spliced from 2 exons. The coding region runs from base 162 to 1802 and encodes 546 amino acids. NCBI's taxonomy places the organism in Eukaryota, Metazoa, Chordata, Actinopteri, Spariformes, Sparidae. The record is from RefSeq and is a predicted model, not a curated record. Gene Ontology annotation, molecular function: zinc ion binding; protein binding.
GUUUAGAACUGCGAGGCGAAAUAAUAAUGGCGGGAUAAUUCUGCUGUGGACGGACAUGACAGAGCUGCAGUCCAGACAAGUGUGUCUGUACAGAGAGAAAACGUCCAGUGUUUGUCAGUGAAACAGCAGAUUCUCAGUUUUGUUCUCCUCAGACUGUCAACAUGUCUGCUGCCAGCUGUCUGCUGACUGAAGAUCAGUUUCUGUGCUCCAUCUGUCUGGAUGUGUUCAAUAAUCCAGUCACCAUACCAUGUGGACACAACUUCUGUAAAACCUGCAUCACUCAACACUGGAAUAUUAAUGUCCCGUGUCAGUGUCCCAACUGUAAGGACGUUUUCAACACCAGACCUGAACUGCGGGUCAACACAUUCAUCUCUGAGAUGGCUGCUCAGUUCAGACAGUCAGCUCAACAGAAAGCCAGCAGCAGCAGCUCAGAGCAACAAGUUUCCAAACCAGGAGAAGUUCCCUGUGACGACUGCACUGCAACCAAACUGAAGGCCCUGAAGUCCUGCCUGGUGUGUCUGGCCUCCUACUGUGAGACUCACCUGGAGCCUCAUCUGACAGCUAAACAGCUGAAAAGGCAUCAGCUGAUCGACCCUGUGGAGAACCUGGAAGACAGGAUGUGUACGAAGCACGAUAAACUGCUGGAGCUGUUCUGUAAGACCGACCAGAUGUGUGUCUGCAUGCUCUGCACUGUUUUAGAUCACAAGACACAUGAUGUUGUUCCUCUGAAAGAAGAAUAUGAAGAAAAGAAGGCCGAGCUGGGGAAGAGAGACGCUGAAAUUCAGCAGAUGAUCCAGAAGAGACGACUGAAGAUUGAGGAGAUGAAGCGCUCAGUGCAGCUCAGUAAGAAAGAUGCAAACAGAGAGGAAGCCGAAGGUGUUCAGGUCUUCAGAGCUCUGAAGAAAUCGAUUGAGAGCAGCCUGACCAAGCUCAUCGACACCAUCAGAAAGAAGCAGAGAGAGACAGAGAAACAGGCUGAAGGCUUCAUCAAAGAGCUGGAACAGGAAAUCUCUGAGCUGGAGAAGAGAAGCUCUGAGGUGGAGCAGCUCUCACAGUCUGAAGACCACCUCCACCUCCUCCAAAGCUUCCCAUCACUGAACACUGCUCCACCCACCAAGGACUGGACAGGAGUCAGCGUCCGUCCAUCAUGUGACGGGUCUGUGGCGAGAGCUGUGUUUUUGGUGGAGGACAUACUCGGUAAACACAUGAAGAGGCUGUUUGAGGUCGAGCUGAAGAGGGUCCAGCAGUAUGCAGUGGAUGUGACACUCGAUCCCAACACAGCAUAUCCUGAACUCAUCCUGUCUGAUGAUGGGAAACAAGUAAAACAUGUUGAUGUAAAGCAGAAUCUCCCAGACAACCCAGAGAGAUUCUCUUUAAGUACUUCUGUCUUAGCAAAGCAGAGUUUCAAUUCAGGAAAGUUUUAUUAUGAGGUUCAAGUUAAAGGAAAGACUGACUGGCUAUUUGGAGUGGUCAGAGAGUCGAUCGACAGGAAGGCAAAAGUCCGACCGAUUCCUUUUUAUGGUUUCUGGACGAUAUGGUGGAAGGAUGCCAGUGAACACAAAGCUAAUGGUGGGCCUGGAAACCGUAUUCCUCUGAGGACUCAGCCUGAGAAGGUGGGGGUGUUUGUGGAUUAUGAGGAGGGUCUGGUCUCCUUUUUUGACGUUAAUGCUGUCACUCUUUUCUACUCCAUCACUGGCUGCUGCUUCACUGAGAGACUCUACCCGUUCUUCAGUCCCUCUAGUAAUCAGGACGGUAAAAACUCUGCCCCGCUGAUCAUCACUCCCGUCAGUCACACUGAGUAGAGCAACGAUAAUAUGAUAUUAACGGGUGUGCCUUAUUGAUGAUCCGAUUCUGAUUUAUACAUUUUUAAAUUUUUCUUGUGUUGUUGUUUGAUGUUACAUUGACUGUCGCACUGACUCUCUGUACUCCAAACUACGAAGCAUUUGUUGAAUCCUUAAAUGUCCCAGUGCCUAUUUCAAAAUGUUUUAAACAAUCAAGUGAAACACUAAAAUGUCCCAAACUAAUUUUUGGUCGUGUAUAUAAAGUGUCAUAUUCAUUUCAGUUUCGUUGUUUCAACGUGACUAUGAACUGUGUUAGAUGAGAAAACAGUCCAGCUCAGCAGAAUAUCAUUAGAGAGAGUGCGAGUGCUCGUAAAAUGAAGAAAAAAAUAUGGUUUUCAGGUAGUAAAAUAUGAAAUAUGAAAAUGGUGAUUUGUGUGUGAAUGUAUCGGUUGAAUGGUGCAUUGUUUCAGACAGCAGGUAAACAGAUACGUGAUGUGAAAUAUUCAGCUUGAUCAGUAGAACGACUGUCCUGAGAGAUAUAAUAAAAACAUUUCUGCAUUAAAAUGACUCAUAACAACAAGA